Echinops telfairi (small Madagascar hedgehog) is the source of this 2378-nucleotide messenger RNA. It is a transcript of the gene DBR1, whose product is annotated as debranching RNA lariats 1. The transcript is spliced from 8 exons. The coding region runs from base 97 to 1731 and encodes 544 amino acids. NCBI's taxonomy places the organism in Eukaryota, Metazoa, Chordata, Mammalia, Afrosoricida, Tenrecidae. Gene Ontology annotation, molecular function: RNA lariat debranching enzyme activity. Gene Ontology annotation, cellular component: nucleus. Gene Ontology annotation, biological process: mRNA splicing, via spliceosome. The record is from RefSeq and is a predicted model, not a curated record.
GCUCCGCUCCUGUUGGCGGGCCUCGGUUGGCCUCUGGGAGCGUCCGGUCUGGAGCUGGACUAGGUGUCCUGCGGGCACUGCGACCUCGGCGGGAGGAUGCGGGUGGCGGUGGCCGGCUGCUGCCACGGCGAGCUGGACAAGAUCUACGAGACGCUGCUGUGGGCCGAGCGGCGGGGCCCGGGGCCGGUGGACCUGCUGCUGUGCUGUGGCGACUUCCAGGCUGUGCGCAACGAGGCCGACCUGCGCUGCAUGGCCGUGCCGCCCAAGUACCGCCACAUGCAGACCUUCUACAGGUAUUAUUCUGGAGAGAAAAAAGCCCCGGUUCUCACAAUCUUUAUCGGAGGAAACCAUGAAGCCUCAAAUCAUUUGCAGGAGUUACCAUACGGCGGUUGGGUGGCACCAAACAUUUAUUAUUUAGGUUUGGCAGGCGUGGUAAAAUACCGAGGCGUAAGAAUUGGUGGGAUAUCUGGAAUCUUUAAAUCUCAUGACUACCGAAAAGGUCAUUUUGAGUAUCCACCAUAUACUUCAUCUACAGUAAGAAGCAUCUAUCAUGUGAGAAAUAUUGAAGUCUAUAAACUAAAACAGCUGAAGCAACCAAUGGAUGUUUUCUUAUCCCAUGAUUGGCCAAGAAGUAUUUAUCAUUAUGGAAACAAGAAGCAACUUCUUAAGACAAAGUCUUUUUUCCGACAAGAAGUGGAAAACAACACAUUAGGCAGUCCUGCAGCCUCGGAGCUUUUAGAGCACUUAAAGCCUACUUACUGGUUUUCUGCGCACCUUCACGUGAAGUUUGCGGCCUUGAUGCAGCAUCAGGCUGAGGACAAAGAAAAACCAGCCAAAGCAACAAGAUUUUUAGCCUUGGACAAAUGCUUACCGCAUAGAGACUUUCUUCAGGUAAUAGAAAUAGAACAUGACCCCAGGGCUCCUGAUUACUUGGAGUAUGAUAUUGAAUGGCUCACCAUUCUCCAGGCUACUAAUGAUCUUAUUAAUGUGACGGAGCGCUUGUGGAAUAUGCCAGAAAAUAAUGGACUGCACACAAGGUGGGAUUACAGUGCAACAGAAGAAACUAUGAAAGAAGUAUUGGAAAAAUUGAAUCAUGACCUCAGAGUUCCAUGUAACUUCAGUGUAACAGUGGCAUGCUAUGACCCCAGCAAACCCCAGAACCAAAUGCAGCUGGUUCAUACGAUCAAUCCUCAGACUACUGAGUUUUGUGCCCAACUUGGCCUCACAGACAUUAAUGUCAGGCUGCAGAAGGCCAGUGAAGAACCUCAUUUGCGUGAUGAAUCUGAAGAGCAGGAGGACGUGGAGAGCAGUGACUCAGGAGAACCGAGUGAAUAUAACACAGACACCUCUGCACUCUCUUCUAUCAAUCCUGAUGAAAUAAUGUUAGGUGAAGAAGAUGAGGAAGAGGAAGAAGACAGCAUUACAAGUGCACGAAGUGACAUGAAUACCCCAUCCGUAGAGCCUUCAUCUGAUCAAACGUCGGACUUUUCAGCAAGCUUCUCUGAUGUCAGGAUCUUGCCAAGUUCUAUGAUUGUAUCUGAUGACACUUUGGGUUCCCCAAUUGCUAGAGAGGGGACACCUGGGGAGCCCGAGGAGUCAGGGAGUGGGAAGGACUUGACUGGGGUGCCAUUGAAGAGGCUGAGCGAUGAACACGAACCUGAACUAAGAAAGAAAAUUAAGAGGAGGAAUCAAGCCAUUUAUGCUGCAGUAGAUGAUGAUGAUGCAGCAUAAGAUGAUGAUGAUGCAGCAUAUAAUUGUCUUAAUAUUUUAUAGAGAUACUUGAUUCUCAGAGACCAUAUUUUUUUAAGAGCUGAAUUUUUGACUCAAGAUUUAGUUUUGUAAUAAAGAAGCAACUGUUGGAUAACUUUAAUUGACUUGUCUUUAGGCCGUAUGUUUCAGAUACAAGCAUAUUAAAAUUUCCUGUACUUACUUGAUUGACUACAUUUUUCCAAGGCAUAUAUUAUCCACUUCCAUUUUUUUCACAAGUACUUAAUGAGCACCAACUUUGUGCCAGUCAUUCUUUUAUAAGAUAGGAACAUUGCAUUGAGUAAAAGGAUACUUUGCCUUCAAUAAGUUUUCACUAAUAUGAAUAUUUUGGUGUAUAAAAUAUGAUAUGUAUAUGUUUACUAAGUCACAUUGUAUAUACAUUUAUGUAUGUGUUCUUUUCAUUUAUUAUCAAUAUUUCCCCCAGUCAACUCUUAAUGUUUGUCAAAUAUAUAUUGAAAUUGAAGAAGGUAGUCUGGUUUCAGAGAUAAGUUCCUUAUCAAUACAAUAAACAUUGAUAAGCACACAAUCUUACACUUAACUGUUGAGAUUAAUGUAACCAAGUUAACUUUCCUGUAUUAUAUCUUAGCUUUAGCUGUAACUUCUGUAACUAA